UCACCGAUCAGUCCACCUCCUGCUUUGCUAGCAGCAUUCCGUUCGGGUGGUGCUUUCGACCGGUUGGAUUCCAACAUGUCUACAGCCAGUCGCGACAGCAUUCAAAGUGGCGAUUCCGAAUUCCUUUCCAUUAUCCAAAAGCAACAGGACGAAGAUGACCGACUGCAUAUGCGACUGAACCGCAUUAUAUCCAAUCGACCCAACUACUUCAUUUCCAAGGAGUAUAUCCUGACCCAGAAAAUACUGGGACGUGGUGAGUUCGGAUAUGUUUAUCAGGGCUUGUUGAGACCGUGUCAGCUGGAACCCGGCACGGACCAACUCAUCCCGGGAGGACAAGAACCGUCCGAGUUUAGGUCAAUUGCCAUCAAACAGCUAGUCGAGAGCCAGGGUAAACGAAAUCGGGUGGAUUUCCUGCGAGAGGCUAGCGUUAUGAUCGGUAUCUGCAAGGGACCACCGCUGAUGAUUUUCGAGGAGUUGGUACCGCAGGGUUCGUUGUUGGACUACAUCAUUGCCAACAAGAAUACGAUUAGUCCGAAGCAUGAAUUGAUCAUCUGGGCUGCGCAGAUUGCAUGUGGAAUGCAAUAUCUCGAACAGCACCACUUUGUUCAUCGGGAUAUGGCAGCUCGAAAUAUUUUGCUAGCGUCUCGCUACCAAGCCAAGAUAUCCGAUUUCGGCCUGUCGCGGGCUAUUGGUGCCGGGAACGAUUACUAUCAUGCUAGCCAGGGCGGAAAGUGGCCCAUCAAAUGGUCUGCACCGGAAAGUUUCAAUUUUGGAACCUUUUCCCACGCUAGCGGUGUUUGGUCCUUCGGGGUUGCGCUAUGGGAAAUGUAUUCACUCGGUGCCCCACCGUACCACGACAUGAAAGGAGUGGACGUGAUCAAACUGAUUGAGAACGGUCAACGGCUCUCUCAACGUCUCAACCGGACAUAUGCCCGGAUAAGGUGUUCGACAUCAUGGAAAACUGCUGGAACUACAAUCCGAAGAGCAGGCCGACAUUUGAAUUUCUGA
Messenger RNA from Ochlerotatus camptorhynchus, 1008 nucleotides. Its product is annotated as tyrosine-protein kinase Shark-like. Gene Ontology annotation, biological process: protein phosphorylation. Gene Ontology annotation, molecular function: ATP binding; protein tyrosine kinase activity. The record is from RefSeq and is a predicted model, not a curated record. The coding region runs from base 76 to 1008 and encodes 310 amino acids. Lineage: Eukaryota; Metazoa; Arthropoda; Insecta; Diptera; Culicidae. The transcript is spliced from 3 exons.